Hibiscus syriacus is the source of this 2956-nucleotide messenger RNA. RefSeq names its product splicing factor, suppressor of white-apricot homolog. The record is from RefSeq and is a predicted model, not a curated record. Gene Ontology annotation, molecular function: RNA binding. NCBI's taxonomy places the organism in Eukaryota, Viridiplantae, Streptophyta, Magnoliopsida, Malvales, Malvaceae. The transcript has 4 exons. Gene Ontology annotation, biological process: RNA processing; mRNA 5'-splice site recognition. The coding region runs from base 108 to 2822 and encodes 904 amino acids.
AAAAGCAAAACCUCUCGUUCAGGAAAAAAAAGGAAAAGAAAAAAAAACUCUCUCGUUUCGCUUUUUAGUAAAUCCAAAAUUUCUAAACAAAUCCUAUCGUAACCCCGAUGGAUCUAGAGGUGGUGGGCCGCCACGCGCUUCUCUUUGACGAUGACGCCAUGGCGUCGUUCGUCAACUCUCUGGAGGCUCUCGUCGACUGGAACUCUCUCUCCAUCGACCGAUACGAUGUUCGCCACCUUCUGUCCGGACCUCUUCCCUCCCGUCGUAAGAGGAGGCGCCAUCUUUCCUCUCCAUCCGAAACCGCCGGUGAUACGAUGGAGUCCGAUCUUGACCGUGAGCGUUACCUCGAUUUGCCUCCCUCUACCUCGCUGUCCGAUCAUCAAGAUGGAGAUAAUGAUGAGGGACCUCCUGCUUCUGGUGAUCAAUAUAAUGCUGUUUCCUUUUCAUAUGGAAACACUGGUGAAUCCAAUGGGCUAAAGGAUUCUGAUGUGGAGUCUAGUUUUCAGCCACCCUUUCUUGUGCCCAAAACCUUACUUCAAAACCUACCUCCUACGGAGAAAUUACAUCAGAUUAUAGCAAGGACGGCGUUAUUUGUAAGCAAACAUGGUGGACAAUCGGAGAUUGUUUUGAGGGUCAAACAGGGCGACAACCCAACAUUUGGCUUCUUGAUGCCGGACCAUCCUCUUCACCCAUACUUUAGGUUUCUUGUUGAUCACCAAGAACUUCUGAGCAGCAAUUCUGUCGAUGAGGAGGGCAAAGCUGAUGGUGCACAUGAUCAGGCAAGUGUUAGAGGCGGUGCUUUAUCUUUGCUUGGUACUGUAUAUGGUUCCGGAGAAGAUGAGGAUGUUGAAACGGAAAAUGCUACUGAAGUUAAGAGAACGGAAUCUGUGAGAACUGGGGUUGCUAUUGAUAAAGCAUCAACUGAUGGACCAGAGCAGAAAGAAUCUUCUUUAAGUGUUAAUAGAAAAUAUGAUACGGUGACUAAGCAUUCAGCUCCUUUAAAGGAAAAGGCUUCUGUGAUAAAAGGAAAUCAAUUGAUAACAACAGUUAAGGCUGGAACGACGACUGGGUUGAAGAAAGAAAGUGAUGCCUCUGCAGCUGAGAAAUCACGAGCUUCUUCUUUGCCACCCACAUCGAAGGUUGAAUUACCUGUCGUGGAGCCCCCAUCAGAUUUAAAGAGAGUGGUUGAUAAGAUUGUCGAAUUCAUACUGAGGAAUGGUAGACAGUUUGAAGCAGUUCUGGUUGAACAAGAUGUUAAGCAUGGGAGGUUUCCUUUUCUGUUGCCAUCCAAUCUGUAUCACCCUUAUUAUUUAGAAGCUCUUCAAAAUGCCAAAAAGUCAAAAUUACCUGGUAAAGCUUUUGUUUCCAUGAAGCAUGAUUCAUCUGGCUGUGGUGUAGAGAAGAAAGCUGCUUCGUCCCGAGAAAGUGAUAGUGCAUCUGUUGGAUCUGGCAUACCGUAUAAUUCAGAUAGGAAAGAGAAGUUUAAAAUGGUAAUCAACAAAUCAAAGAAGGAUGGACAAGAUCCCCCUUCCAAAGCUGCCCAGCCACAAAUUGGAGUUAGUGUGGAUGCAGCUGCCGCAGCUGCUAUUCUUCAGGUUGCCACAAGAGGCAUUAAGAAACCUAACCUAGAGGUUCUCUCAAAGACAUCGAUAAAUGGUAGCAGCCAGGUUCCGACCAGUGAGGCCGGGCAUGCCCCAAAUUUUGGUAGUUCCCGUUCGUCUCAGCCUCAAAGUUCUGAGCAGAAGGCAGGGCAUAAAGGUGAGGCAAGUGUUUCCGGUCCUGUUGCCAAUGCAAUUGCAAAGACAGCAGCUAUUGUAGCUGCAAGUGAGGCUGAUUCCUCCGAGGCAUGUUUGACAAAAGAAGAGAAGUUGAAAGCCGAGCGAUUAAAACGGGCAAAGAUGUUUGCAGCCAUGAUCAAAAGUGGUUCUGCACCGCAUAAAACUGAAGCAUUGAGUGGUUUAUCUGCUGAACCACCUGACUUGGGGGUUUGCGGUUCUGGUGUUGAGAGUGGACUCGGAAAAGAAAGGGAAGGCAGCCAAGUUGCAUCGGAUGUUAAUACUUGCGAUAAAAAUGAAAAGCAUGAAGAGAUGAAUUCUGGUAUUGAUCAUAAUGAACGGCAAUCAAAGCGGAAGUACCGUUCUAGAUCAAAAAGACAUGAAACAGAUAGCGGUCAGGAGGAGGAGGUGGAACAAGAAGAAAAAGAAGAGAAAGUAAGGGACGGGCACUCCAGUAAAAAGCGGAGAUCGCAUCACCAUAGUAGGGAUAGGCGGAAGCAUAGGGAAAGGCAUUCCUCUUCAAAGCAUAGAGAUUCUCGACAUCGGCAUAAGCAUGAUAGUAGCAUCGAUGAUGAGCGAAGUCAAAAGUCUGACAACUCUGAUAGCGACCAUCAUCAUUCUCGACACAAACGGAAGAGAUAUACCACUUUAGACACUGAACACAGUAGGCCAGGAUGCGGAAAUAGGCAUAGUGGUUCGUUCGAGGGUGAGCACUGGCACAAGCAUGAAAACUCCUCUGGGGAUGAGUAUCGAUGCUCUAGACACCGAUAUAAGCACCAUAGGUCCUCCGAUGAUGAGUACCAUCAUCAAAGGAGGAGAUCUCACGCAGGAAGAGAAGCAGCAUUGGAGGAAGGAGAGAUUUAUGCAAAAUCAGAUCAAUCUAAGUUGAGCGAGGGUAAUGUUGCUAGUAGGGAAGCUUCUGCGGAUAUAUCGAACCCGAUCCCGGAUGAGGCGGAGGGAAGGGCUUCAUCCAUGCCAUCUGCUACCACCACGAUUUCUAAUGAUUUAAGAGCCAAAAUCCGAGCUAUGUUAAUGGCGACCUUAUAGCAAGCGCUGACUUUUUCUUUUUCAGUUUUCACCCGGUUUGUCGUUACCAAAACAAUCUAAUAGAUGCUUUCUCAUGUAAUCUUAUUACUUGUGGCUUCAGCUUCAUUCAUAUGACCAAAUUUGUCAUUUCCCAA